Messenger RNA from Annulohypoxylon maeteangense, 1175 nucleotides. Its product is annotated as WD40 repeat-like protein. Gene Ontology annotation, molecular function: protein binding. Lineage: Eukaryota; Fungi; Ascomycota; Sordariomycetes; Xylariales; Hypoxylaceae. The transcript has 5 exons. The record is from RefSeq and is a predicted model, not a curated record. Bases 169 to 1167 code for a protein of 332 amino acids.
GCGAGCAAGAGCUUUGCACUUGAUCAAGAAUAUUUCAAGUUAAUCAGCCUCACAUACAAUAUUUCUUAUAUAAAGACAUCACGGAAGACCUUAGUAAAUAUUUCAGAUCCGAAGUCACAAGUAACUUACCAUCACUUAUACCUGCAACCGAAGGUAAGAGGAAACAUUAUGUAUUCUCUCACUUUAUUUGGCGGAUAUAAGAUCCCCCUGCGCUCGGAAGUAUACGUUCUUGAUAUCAUUCCAUUCACAACAGGUCCAGGAACAAUUUCUUCCGACCAAAAGCUAUCUCUAUUCGACCCUACAAAUCUAAACGUAGGGCCAUUAGUCGAUCUUGUUACAAGACAUGGUAACAUUACUUGCGCCAAAGCCUUCGACGUGGAUGAUAAAAUUGUAUGUACAACAGGCGAGAAUGGAAGCGUAUCGAUGUGGGAUCUGAGGGCAGAUGCGCGACAGGCCGAGGUGGCCAAGUUGACAGAUAAUCAAGUCCCAGUCUUAUCUCUGGCAUGCUCUAGUGCAGGUUUCUCAGUCGUAGCCGGGACAGAACUGCAGGACCACCAAGCAUCUAUAUUAGUAUGGGAUGUCCGGUCAACGCCCACUCCAAAGCUUCACUAUAAGGAGGUCCAUAGUGACGAUGUGACAGAGUUAAAUUUCCACCCUAGCGACCACAACAUUCUCCUAUCGGGAUCGACAGAUGGCCUUGUAAACAUCUGUGAUACGAGAAUCACUGAUGAGGACGAGGUUGUGAUCCAGACUUUUAACCAUGAUGCCUCCAUCCACCAUGCAGCAUUUCUAAACGACACCGAGGUGUUUGCUCUCUCUCACGAUGAAAAGCUUGCCCUCUACAAUGUGGCCGAAAGUCAUGAGAAUGGAGCUGCGACAACUAAUUUCGGAGAUAUGAGAGAGGUCCUAGGCUGCCAGUACAUCGCCAACAUAUUCGCGAAAUCGAAUGGUGCCGGAGCCGUAAUAGGUGCAGGUACCCAUGAUCGGGAAACAUUUGAGAUGAUCCAUUUAACAAAAGGCGAAGGCUGGAACUUAGAUCGAGAAAACAGCGUGAGCCUACCAGGAGCCCAUUCGUCAGAGAUUGUCCGAAGCUUCUGCUUCUACGAUAAUGCGCAGAUGAUGUUUAGUGCUGGCGAGGAUGGGUACAUUAAAGCAUGGAUUCCAUAAUUAUAUCC